AUGCCGCACAGUACGCACAAGCGCAGUCGGAGCGCGACGCGCGCGGACCGUGCGCGCGGCAUGCCGGGGGGAGGCGGCCGGUGGAUCGCGACAGUGUACAAGGACUCGGAAGGUGGGCGCCAAGAGCGCACGGAGUCGAUCGACGCACACCCGUUUAAUCACCAGCUCGAUAUUGUCGUACCGGCUACCGACGACGCUUUUCUCGAAAUGUUCCGAGAGGACAUCGAGGGGGUGGCAAGGGGCGUAGAGGGAGCGUGUAUCGCGCGCGUCCCGCUGACUCUCUUUCUCACGCCGGAAUUUGUCGCCAAGUAUAUCCGCACAGGCGAACUGGUCGCACUCAGCACGACGCACCUCGACGCUCAGGAUACCGUGUGCCUCGACGGGCAGGGCAUGCUUAUCUUGUCACUCAACAAGGAGACGUACCAGACGCUGGGGCUCGUCGUUGUCGAGUUGCCGUUGCUUGCGCCGUCAUUUACGCCGGGAAAACGGGGGUACGAACGUGCCUGGAAAUGCCUGCGGGCUUGGGACGAACAACGCUCUUUCUCGACCGAGUCGCUGGCUUCGUGGACGAUGCUCUUUGCGUGGACACCACCGGCGCGGCACGACCGCAACCCGCUCGACCCGCCGUCAGGUACAGUCGCGUUUCCGCCGCACCUCGUGCCGGCAAACAGCGUACGCAUGCUUCCGCUAGAGACACGCGCUCGGGCCGUGCGCGACGUGUGGGUCCCGUGCGUCGCUGGAGGAGACGCGCCACUGGUGAACACGCUCCUGCCAGAUGCCCCGUCCGAGGACUGGCGUGAAGCCUGUGCCGCGCUCAUGGAGUACAUUGGCCUUGCUGCUGCAUCAUCCCCGCGCUUACAAACCUAUGACCGGUGCGAGCCCAGCCUGGCGCAGUACCACCCCAUCGAGCCGAGUGCAGAAGGUUCGCUCCUCCAUCUGUGCAUUCGAGGGAUUUUUACGCCGGCCCUAGCCGAUGCGAUUGUGCAGCGGAUCGAGCAUAGUCUCAAGCGCCACGCCAAGCAGCACGAUUCACCCCACACGGGGAGCUGGGCGGCGGUGACCCUAAGCGGUUUUCCUGAUACCCCCGUGGCAUGGCGUAGCCGUGAUCCUGGUCUCGGCCUUGCGCUAGGCUCGGGCCUUGCUCUGUACGCGCCCGAGACACAGCCUUCGCCUCCGGCUCACAAAGCGCGGAGAAAAGGGACGGUGCGCCGCGGCGAGACUGAGCACGGGAUCCUACGUACGGGUGAAAACGGAUGGAGUGCUUUGCUAUUCCAAGGCGCGCUGACCGAUACGCUGCACCGCACGGGCACCCUCUUUGUAGAGUCGCUUGAGCUAGACACGCGCAACUAG
Malassezia japonica is the source of this 1350-nucleotide messenger RNA. Its product is annotated as ribonuclease P. The record is from RefSeq and is a predicted model, not a curated record. Gene Ontology annotation, molecular function: ribonuclease MRP activity; ribonuclease P activity. Gene Ontology annotation, cellular component: ribonuclease MRP complex; multimeric ribonuclease P complex. Gene Ontology annotation, biological process: endonucleolytic cleavage in ITS1 to separate SSU-rRNA from 5.8S rRNA and LSU-rRNA from tricistronic rRNA transcript (SSU-rRNA, 5.8S rRNA, LSU-rRNA); tRNA 3'-end processing; tRNA 5'-leader removal. Bases 1 to 1350 code for a protein of 449 amino acids. The transcript has 3 exons. NCBI's taxonomy places the organism in Eukaryota, Fungi, Basidiomycota, Malasseziomycetes, Malasseziales, Malasseziaceae.